UUUGAAUAACAUUGUUCUUCAGCUGGUUCUUUGAACUAGCAGGCUCUUACCGUGAGGUUUGAGAAUAAACCCUAUCCACCUCGAUUCAUGAGAACUGUGGAUUAUCUUACCCAAAAUCUGAUACAACUUUGUCAUCGUACUCUCGGGUACAUGACAAUUGGUAUCUAGAGCCGUUUCAGUCCGUACCCUAAUCAUGGUUGAAGAAAUGAAUUUACAGUAAGAAAAAUGGGUACAAAUGAAUAGAAAAUUGGUACCCAUAGUGAAAUUGGAAAGACUAGCAACAGAGGACUUAGAUGCUUGUCGAGGGUGAUAUCGGUUUCACUGGGAAAGGAGUAUAUCUCCAGACCGAGAGAACUCCAUUCGGAGGUGGUCAAAAUUGAAGAACAAGGCAUUGAAGAAGUUGACAUCAAUCAUGUUUAUUAGGUAUACUUCUGCAGCUCAUCAGCCUCCUUGCAAGGUGAAAAUCGCUUCUACAGAUAGUAAGAAAUUUUCAAAAAUGGAGUUGAUUCCUUCUUAUUUCUUUGACGAAGAUGAUGAUUCUCUUGAAUUGGAGUUAAUUCCUCAAUUUUUCUUUGCUGAAGAAGAAGAUGAUGAUUCUAGCAAUUUUGAAUUGCUCAUUAAUUUAUCUGACAAGGUGAAUUUUAAAUCUAAAGAAGUAAUCAGUUCUGAGGUUAAUUGUGAGAAAAUUGAUUGCUCGAAGGAAUUGAUCAUUAGUCACAGUAAACUAUUUCGUAAGAAUUGUUUUACUCCUCUCUUUGAUGAUUCACGUAGCAUAUUUGAUCGUGGUAAGUAUGUAGUGGUACCACCGAAUUGCAUUGGGAAAUUGAUUCUGAGCCUUGGGUUUAAAUCAGGUUUUGGGUUUUUAGAUUUGAUAAUUCCCUUGUGUGUUCAUGAUGCUGACAUUUGUGUUGAUGGAAAGCUGCUUGUUAAGAGGCCUGAAGGUGUAACUUGGAAUUUGGGGAAUGAUAGAGAUGAUUUUCUAUUACAACUUCAACGAGGUUCUGUACUGCUAGAGUAUUCAUUCAUGGAUCAUUCAUGAGCUUCUUCGUGAACAUGGGUUUGAAACUUAUGGCAGAAUUAUGAUUCAAGAGGGAGUUAAGCAGUUCAUUUUGAGUUCUCUGCACACGUAUCAUUGUUCUUGUGGGUUCAGCAUUUUCCAGAAGGGGUUAUCUGUGCAUUAUCUAUUAGCUUCCCCUAAUGUGUAUAGUGGUUGUCUGCUGCCAGUGGGUAUGUUCAUGGGAACUCAGAUCUUAGUGGUAGUAUUUCAGCUUCUUAAAAUGUUGGUAUGGGUAAGAUACUUGAGGUGGAAGUUCAGAUUGUAUCCACCUGUGUUGUGUAGCGUGAGAAACGUUAGCUAAUAUUGUUAUAUCAGUGGGGUACCUUGACAUAAAAUAGAAUUUUAAAAGCCAUUGGUUCUGCGAAGCUGAGGUCCAUAACCAAACUGCAACCAUUCUCAUGAGAUUACCAUUUUGGCACCUUGCUGCUGCAAGUAGACUUUUCAGUAUGAGAAAUGUUACCAGUACUAAGGUUUGUCGUCGUUUGUUGUUUGAUAGAGGAAAUGGUUGGAAUCCAUACUGUCUGGUUCACAUUCCAAUAGCUUUGGAGUUAUUCAUGUUUACAUAGAAGUUGUGUGGAGCAGUAAUGCACAUAGAAGCGUGAAUUCUUCCAUGCUUGGUUUCUUCUCUUUGUGCUAUGCUCAACAUAUAUUGUGGUCUUACUGUCGAUUAUUGUCGAUGGGGUAUCCAUGUAUCCAGUGGGAGCUUUAUGAAAGGAUAAGAGUCAUUUUAUCCAGUCUCAUGAUGAUUCAACAUCCAACUAUACUAUUGUUGUUGAUAUCCUUGAUGUGGGUUUUCUUGAGAUGGGACUUGGCAGCAAAUGGUGCUCAGCUUGCUUGUGUACUAAUGCAGAUUUCAGCUGGGAUCGUUACUACAAUUGUUGUGAAGCUACAGAUUGCUUGCUCUAAUUUUACUGAUACAAACGGGUGGAGGUGUGGAACGCAUAGCAAUUCCAUUGUUGAAGUUAUUCCUGAAUACAACAGGAGCAUGGCCCAUACCGAGGUAUUAACUGAUCCUAUGAGUACAUACCAAGCCAGCAGUGGUGCAAAUGAUAAAGUCGAUUGUCUUUUGGAACAUGGCGCAAUAAAGUCAAGCGCAUUGUAUGAAUGGAUAUUCAUAGGCAACAAUUGGUUGUUGGUCAUGGUUUUGAAGUAUGUAAGAGUUUCAAGGUUAUUCAUUGGCGCUAGGGCUAUUGGGCUUCUCAUGCGUCUUAUAAGGAGCUACCACUACUAUGUCCUCGACCAGUUAUCCUUGUUACUUCUGCAUUUCUCCUGAAGGCAUCACAAGCGAUGAAUAUUUAUCACUUCAGCUAGUUUUCGCGAUUCUCAUCCUUGGGGACAAGGAUGUUUUCACUGGGAGUGGAAUGUCAUGUACAUGGGAGUCCCCAUAUCUUAUUAUAGUAUGUAGUUAGCUUAAUAAGUGUCAAGUAUAACGUGUGGCCUAGAUGUACGCACAUGGGAAAUUAAUGGUCGUAGAUAUUAAGAAGGCAACCCUAGCUAUAUAAGCCAGAGAGAGUGUUGUAAUGAACCUUAAUUGAAUUAUGAAUCUAUUUUGAGUAACAUUGUUCUU
This is a messenger RNA of Papaver somniferum (opium poppy), 2624 nucleotides long. RefSeq lists its product as uncharacterized. The transcript is spliced from 2 exons. NCBI's taxonomy places the organism in Eukaryota, Viridiplantae, Streptophyta, Magnoliopsida, Ranunculales, Papaveraceae. The coding region runs from base 413 to 1039 and encodes 208 amino acids. The record is from RefSeq and is a predicted model, not a curated record.